Molecule: messenger RNA, 1076 nt
Organism: Stomoxys calcitrans (stable fly)
Lineage: Eukaryota; Metazoa; Arthropoda; Insecta; Diptera; Muscidae
Exons: 2
Coding region: 125-610 (161 amino acids)
Source: RefSeq, a predicted model, not a curated record
GACCCACCUCUUAAUUGUACCAUGUAAUUCUGCCAAGCUUGGAUUGUUAUCCAUACCUUGGGUGUAUACUUCUGUUUGUUCUGUCCGUUUUUUAUUGUAGUAUAUUUUUGUGAUUUUAAUAGAAAUGCCUGUAGUUGUUGCCGAUGAUUUUGAUCAAUUUGAUGCCUUUAUCUCUGUUGAAGAUCCUUUGGAGGACUACGAAAAGCUUCUCAAUGAGAAGUUGAAGAUUGAUGCUAUAGUCCCGAAUGAAAUGGUGCAUAGAAUCUGGGACAAAAUUUCGAACGCAACCACUGCUGCCUUGUGGAAAAUAAUUUUCGAAAAUGAGCAUGAGACCAACGAAAAAUUGGACAAAACUGCCGGUUUCCUCAGAAUCUUCAAAGACGAUGCUUGUUUCUAUUCGCCUUGGAAAUACAAUCAAUGGAUUACAAAAGUUAGAGCCGAACUGUUGAGACGAGGAAUGGUUGACUUUUGGAAGAACGUUAUUGUCGAAAAGGAAUUGGGUCCAGCUUGGGCUCGAGAUUGUGAUUUAUUUGAUGAUACUGAUGAUACGGAGCCGGCACAAUUUUACAAUUAUGCCGGUUGCGAAGCACCAUGGAACAGCAAGACCUAGUCCCAGGCAACUCUACAGCAGAUCCAUUAAAUAUUUUACAGCCAUAAAUAUACAAAUCCGUGUCAGCAGAAACUACAAACUAUCUAUAGAUUCUGAUGACGAUAACGCUUUCAAAAUGAUAUUCGCUGACACACGUCAAGUUUUAUGGCACUUACUAUUUAAUGAAAUAUCUUUGAGUGAGGAAAAUUUUGAAAAAUCUGCCGCUUUAUUGAGGGAUUAUAAAAAAGAUGCAUGUAUAUAUUCACCUUAUGGCUACAAUUAAUGGAUUCCUCAAGUAAAAGAUGAACUUCUUAAGAGAGACCGUUUAGAUUUUUGGAGAUAUGUCAUUGUUAAAGAAAUGCUGGGUUUGUGCUGAGCGGAAGAUUCUGAAUAUUUUUAGCGACAAAGAAGACCCACAACCAUUAGAAUUUUACAAGGCCGAGUUUAAGUAAUUGAGAAACAAUAAAUUUAAUUUCAAAAAUUACAA